This is a messenger RNA of Mycena indigotica, 1077 nucleotides long. RefSeq lists its product as uncharacterized. The record is from RefSeq and is a predicted model, not a curated record. The transcript has 8 exons. Lineage: Eukaryota; Fungi; Basidiomycota; Agaricomycetes; Agaricales; Mycenaceae. Bases 1 to 1077 code for a protein of 358 amino acids.
AUGAUCCCUCUGCGAAUUGGCCAACGCCAGCGAGUACCAGCGCCACGUAUUGCCGACAAAGACAACGGGGAAACCCCAAGUAUUGCCCAUGAAAAGGCCUUGGCUGCCCAACCUGUUCAUGAACUCAUCCGGAGAAUUGCUACAUUAUCUAGCCAACUGCCGCUAACGGUUCUCGAGGCCGCUGAACCGGGGGACAUCCACCGUUUUCUAUGUUCUGCGCCGAAGGCACCGAAGAGAACCCCCGCUCCCAAACCGGCUCCAGCUCCCACUUCUGCUCCAGCUCCCAAUCCAGCUCCCCCGACUGGCAAUAGGAGAUUCCUCCCCGCCGAUUGGGAGGCCCGAAAAGAGGUUUACUUCAACGCGGCGUUUAUCCCGGGGAGCGACGAGGGGGGUGUAGCAGCACAGCCAAUAAUCCACAAUGUCGACACGGACGAGGAAGACUCGGAUUACAAAGGUGGGAAGCAACGCCAAGUUUCUGAAGAGGACGAGGAUGACGACCUCGGCGUGCAAGCGGCGUCGGAAACAGCAGAGACAGGCCGGAAGCGAAAGGCGAUUGUUAUUGAUGGCAAUUUGCCUGCCUCCGACAAGACUCGAAAGCGUCGCAAAAAGAAGAAGAAGAGUGCUGACGCUGAUUCAUCGCAAGCCCCGAAAAUCAAUGUUGUCGAGAUCCCUUCUUCAUCAGAGGAAGAUAUAGGGCUUGUUGCUGGACGCCGGGGUCCGAAGAGCACUUCUCGGGCGCACUUCUCCCUCCCCAAGCCCGUCAACGUCAACGGGAAGAGGCGCUGGGCAUGGCAAUGUCUACAUUGUAGCCAUACCCUUACUGUUCCGCGAACGCUGUCAACUACAAGCAAAUUCGAAGACGAGCCCAAGCAGCCGCUUCUCGGAAACCUCGCCACACACCUCCGAGACAAGCACGGAGGGCCCAACAUCCCAGUCCCAAUCCAAACGAGUGAAAACUCGGUACGAGGAGAGACAGCUGCGUCCGCAAAGUUGAUGGAGGACUUUUUGCGGGAGGGUGAGCUGCGACCUGGAAAAACUCCGACGCAAGUGGGCUUCUACAAGGUCUUCGCAGCAUGA